Messenger RNA from Micromonas pusilla CCMP1545, 792 nucleotides. RefSeq lists its product as uncharacterized. The transcript has a single exon. The record is from RefSeq and is a predicted model, not a curated record. The coding region runs from base 1 to 792 and encodes 263 amino acids. NCBI's taxonomy places the organism in Eukaryota, Viridiplantae, Chlorophyta, Mamiellophyceae, Mamiellales, Mamiellaceae.
AUGGGCGUCGACGCCGGGCGAAGACGGGCGACAUGGAGCCGCCCGGAGGACUCCGUCGCGGAGCUCCGCGCCGCGGCCGCGCGAAGCGGCCGGUCCACGCUCGCGUCGUCGUCGUCGUCCAAGUCGAGGGCGGCGGCGUCGGACAUCGCGCAUCCCGCGGCUUUCUGCGCGUACACGCGCGGCGCGCACGCGGAGAAGGGCAUCUCGCGGCCGGUCGUGACGACGCGGCCGAGGCCGACGAAGGUGGGCGUGAGCGCGAUGAACGCGAUGGCGAGGGCGCCGCCCGAGCGCGCGGCCGCGCGCCCGGCGAGGAGGACGCGCGUCGGGUGGGAGACGAGCGGCGGGGGGGCCGCGGACGAUUCGGACCGCGCGCGUUCCGUUGAGAAGAAGAAUACGCCGGCGACGACGGCGACGGCGACGGCGACGGCGACGGCGACGGCGCCGAAACCGAAACCGAAGCCGACGGUGAUAUACGACGACGACGACGAAGAGGAGGAGGAGGAGAUCGUCGGCGUCCCCAGAGACGCGGCCGGGGACGCGGCGACGGCGUCGUCCGCGCGUGCGCUCGACGCCGACCCGUACGACUCGGACGGCGACACGGUCAUCUCCUACGAGGAAGAGCGCGAGCUGGAGGCGUACGACGACGACGAAGACGACGACGAUGACGACGUCAUCGAGGAGGUGAUAGAGGUGGUAGACGACGAUGAGGAGGAGGAGGAGGAGGAGGCGAUAGAGAAGGUCACGACGGGGAUGAUGGCGACCGGGUUGACCCCGACGCGGGCGCCGCGAUGA